AUGACGAGUGGAAGUUAUAAAGUAGGAUUCAGACUAAAAGGAUCAGAUAAGGACACCAUGUUCUGGCCAAACAACCACCGAGUGAUCAUGGACAUGUCUCAGUCUGAGUAUUACAACACAGCCAAUACAACUUUGAUUCUCUCUGACAUCUCUGAGAGUCCACCAGGAUUUACUCUACUUCAGUUACUGACACCAUCAAGAGUUAGAGAGGUCCAAUCAGCAUGUGUCAUAAUGAAUGACAAAGUCUUUAUAUCUAGUUCAACAUUCAUACAGUUAGCUUGUUCGGUGGGUUUCUGGGUCUGCUUUAAACUCCUCCUUAAAUGGGUGUAUGAGGGGAUCUGUCCUAACUUUUUCAUUCCACAAAACAACAUGUUUGUGUCGAAAGUCCAUGGCUCAGCACAAAACAGAUUGUUCCUACAGUUACAUGAAUUGUACAAAAAAGGUCUGGCCUGUCUGUUACAGAGUCCUUCUAUCAGGACCUACAUCAUUGAUGUCCUGUACAACCCCAGGCUUACUAUUUGUACCGAUGAGAAACUCAUCGCGCCUGAAAAGUACCAAAACAUCAAACUACAGAAACUUACAGCCAACAUGUUUCAGCAUAUGGCUUUCAUUCUAAAGAACAUGCAAACUAAUACAAGUGGCAACAAAGAAAUAUAUGUUGCUGACAAAAAUUCUUGUGACAUUCUAAAAUUAGCAGCUAAAUUUGGUUUUGUUUCUGACCUUUUGUAUAUUGCCAUGUUUUAUUACAAGACAGUCAGAUACAUGGAAGCUUUAUCUGUUAUAGAGAUGACAAAGGUCAAGUUAGCACAGCCAUAUCUGAUGUAUGGGGGACCUGUAGACAGAGAGAGGUAUACUGAGGCUGUAGGGGGACAGUCCUGGUCCACAAAGAUGAGACAGGCUGUAGCAUUUGAUAUUAGACUUGACACCAAAAUCUGUUUUAUCAGUGAACUUAUACCAGAACAACAGUCUGCUCUACAGAUAGGUUAUAUUACAUUAUCCAUCCCAAUGUUCGCAAUGUUACACUUCUUAGAGUUCUUGUGUUACAGACACAUUGAUGGAACAUUAUCACAAGCAGCUCUAGAUGAUCUCCACCAUGUUCAGGGGCGGUAUGUAAAUGGGGGCGGAGCCAUCUACUGGGAGAUCCUAGGUAUCUGUCAGCAGAUCACAGGGAAUCUCCAGGCUGCUCUAUACUCAUACCAACAGUCCCUCUCACUUUCACACUAUCCAUUCAACAGCAUACGAACCGCUACACAGAGAAGAAUACAAGAUGUAGUAGAGGCAAUAAAUGAGUUAUAUAAUCAUUAA
This is a messenger RNA of Magallana angulata, 1305 nucleotides long. RefSeq lists its product as uncharacterized. The record is from RefSeq and is a predicted model, not a curated record. Bases 1 to 1305 code for a protein of 434 amino acids. Lineage: Eukaryota; Metazoa; Mollusca; Bivalvia; Ostreida; Ostreidae. The transcript has 3 exons.